Molecule: messenger RNA, 1761 nt
Organism: Drosophila serrata
Lineage: Eukaryota; Metazoa; Arthropoda; Insecta; Diptera; Drosophilidae
Source: RefSeq, a predicted model, not a curated record
AGCAGCAGCAGCAGCUGCAGCAGCUGCGCCCAACUUAACUUCACACUGGCAAUUUGAUCUUCACCUUCUUGUUCUCUCGCUCUCUUUGCCAAUCGCUUAAAAUUGCAUGGUAGGCUUUGCGGAGAGAGCGAGAGAAAAAGAAGCAAAGAAGAGCAGAUCAAAAGUGAAAAAUUGCGUCGUGCUGCUGCUUAAAAACGUUUUAAGUCCAACACAAAGGUGUGAUAGCACCUGCAAAACGAUUAAAUCAUUAAAACUAACGGCGUUUUAUGCGGCAACACUUAAUUAAGCAUCAACCAAGUGUGUUUUAAAGAUUUUUAUUGAGAAGUAAGUAACGGCAACUGUAACCUGCGGGAGAAGGAAUAAGAAACAUUCAUACAUUCUACAAAAGCCAAAGUGAGCUUAAUAAAUAACUACACACGUAACUAAAAUUGCAUUUUUAAGACAGUUACCGAGUGGACAUCGAUUAAGUGGAUAAUUAAAGCCACUAAAACAGCAAUAAAAAUAAUUGAGACUCCCGCGGACAGCGACAGGCGGCAGCAGCACCCUAUAUGUAUGUACAUACAUACAUAUGUAUAUACAUAUGAACGUGUUGGCGUCUAUGCAUAGAUGUGUGUGUGUGUGUUUGCAUGGUAAGAAACCUCUCCAAAGAAAGUAGAAAAACUAAUGUUUUCUUGCAGUAUUUACUGUGAAGCCAGAAGUGUGUCCACUUUAUAUAGAAAUUCAUACGUUUUCAAUAUGAAGAAGAGAGUGCUCCUCUUAUCAUUCCCAAUAUGUACAUAUUGACCAACCCUGGACAGUACUUAUCAUCAUGUGAACUAUGCACUGCCUCAUUAGAUAUAAUUUGAUCGAUUACUGCCUUAUGUCGCAUAAUUAUAUACUUGAUGACCCACCUUUCGUGGGUUCAGUUCUUCAUCUGAGGCCGUGUCAGAAACAACCCGUUCGCAAUAAUGGUAGCAAGAAUCCCGGCAUUGGGCCUGAUCUGCCUGUUGGCUUGUCUUCUAGGAAGUCACACUGCCAAAGCCCAAGUUUUGCAGGCGUGCAGUGAGUCCAACAGCAUUGCAGUGAACCUGACUCUGUUUUCAGGCAUCUGGUGGGAGGUGGCCAGGCAGCCAGCCGGCAUUGAUUUCUGCACGGAGGUGAACAUAACCGUGCUGGAUAGAGCCAAUGACAAUGUCCUGAUCGAUACCACCUACGGAGUGUCGCCCGAUUAUCCUUGGGUGAAUCAAACCAUGAACGCCACCCUUACUGUGUCUGAUAAUAGUGCUUCCGAAGAUGGCUACAACUUCACCUACUGGAAUCCUCCUAGCUACACUCCGUACACAGUGUUCAAGAUCCUUUACACCGACUACACCGAUGUGACCUUCAUUUGUGGCUACACAAAUCAGACUGACAACUCGACAUCGUUUGGAAUUAUCCUAACCAGGGAUCGUACACCCACAACGGAUGCCCUCAAUAAGCUAGAGAGUGAUGCCAGUAGCCAAUUCCCCAACUUCUUGAACGGCACGAUGGCAUUGAUAACUCAGGGGGAAACUUGCUAUGCCGCCGGAGCCAAUCCAUCCACAAUUAUCUCCUUGCUAUUGAUUGGCGUGGCCUUUGUUCUUGGACUAUGUGCUGAUAGUCUGAUAAUUUAACUCGUUUUCCUUUUUCGUGGAUACUAGUAAAAUCUUGUAAGUCUUGUAAAAUUACAAUUAAUAUUCUAUUGUUUUUUGUAAUUUGUGUUGAAAUUCCGUAAAUCUAUUAUCUUGUAUUCAUAUUUAAUUU